Molecule: messenger RNA, 849 nt
Organism: Microthlaspi erraticum
Lineage: Eukaryota; Viridiplantae; Streptophyta; Magnoliopsida; Brassicales; Brassicaceae
Source: the annotation of a GenBank genome assembly
AUGAAGUCUUCUUGCGGUACAAAGUUCGCGUUCUUGGUUCUCUUUCUCUUUGCAGCACAAUCUGUGUGCGUCUACGCCGGUAGCUUCCACAAAGACGUUCAGAUACAUUGGGGUGAUGGUCGUGGAAAGGUUCUCGACAAUGAAGGAAGACUUCUUUCUCUCUCCCUCGACAAAUCCUCCGGUUCCGGUUUUCAAUCCAACCAGGAGUUUCUCUAUGGCAGAGCCGAGGUUCAGAUGAAGCUUGUCCCUGGUAACUCUGCUGGAACAGUCACAACAUUCUACCUUAAAUCGCCGGGAACUACGUGGGAUGAGAUCGAUUUCGAGUUCUUGGGAAACCUUACUGGUCAUCCGUAUAUUCUCCAUACCAAUGUCUACACGAAAGGCUCAGGAGACAAAGAACAACAGUUUCAUCUAUGGUUUGACCCAACCGCUGGCUUUCACAGUUACUGCAUCACAUGGAAUCCCCAAAGGAUUAUUUUUACAGUUGAUGACAUUCCUAUUAGAGAGUUCAAGAACUCCGAGUCGAUUGGGAUUCCGUUCCCAAAAAACCAACCAAUGAGGCUCUACGCAAGUCUUUGGGAAGCUGAGCAUUGGGCUACAAGGGGAGGGUUAGAGAAAACAGAUUGGACAAAAGCUCCUUUCACCGCUUUCUACAGAAACUACAAUGUGGAGGGAUGUGUAUGGGCUAAUGGAAGAUCAUCUUGUCCUGCGAACUCAGCAUGGUUCACCAAAACACUCGACAAGGCAGGCAUGGAUGAAGUGAAGAGGGUGCAGGGUAAAUACAUGGUCUAUAACUAUUGCACCGAUAAGAAAAGGUUUCCUCAAGGUGUUCCUAGCGUGUGCACUUAA